Molecule: messenger RNA, 2089 nt
Organism: Megalops cyprinoides (Indo-Pacific tarpon)
Lineage: Eukaryota; Metazoa; Chordata; Actinopteri; Elopiformes; Megalopidae
Product: protein phosphatase 1H-like
Exons: 10
Coding region: 148-1680 (510 amino acids)
Biological process (GO): protein dephosphorylation
Molecular function (GO): protein serine/threonine phosphatase activity
Source: RefSeq, a predicted model, not a curated record
GUUCACGGGGAGCUAGCGCAACUGAAUGAAAUCCGGUGGCGACUGACUUGCACCGCGCUGUCGUCGUAACGCACCGCCGAGCUGGGGGGAAAUUCGGGAAAGGGCACCCGCGCAGUUCACCGCAAAGACGCACGCCACAGCAACAACAUGCUCACGCGGGUGAAAUCGGCGGUGGCCAAUUUUGUGGGAGGCAUCAUGGCAGGCGGAUCCAACGGCGAUCAGUUCAGCGGCUCCGACCUGCCGCUGAAAUUCCCUUACAUGAGACCGGAGUUUCUAGGACUGUCUCAGGAUGAGAUAGAGUGCUCCGCGGAUCACAUUGCGCGACCGAUUCUCAUCUUAAAAGAGACGAAGAGACUGCCUUGGUCCACGGGUUAUGCGGAGGUGAUAAAUGCAGGGAAGAGUACACUGAAUGAGGACCAAGCCUGCUGUGAAGUCCUGAUGGUGAAGAAGAAGGCGGGAACUUCCUCCACUCCCAGCAGGACUCCCAGUGCCAAGAGGAGGUCCUCCCUGCCCAACGGAGAAGGCCUAGGCCUGAAGGAGAACCCCGACUCUGAGGGGCUGCAGCUGCAUUACUGGGCUCUGUUUGACGGGCAUGCGGGUUCGGGGGCGGCGGUCGUGGCCUCCAAGCUGCUGCAGCAUCACAUCGCGGAGCAGCUGCAGGACGUGCUGGACAUCCUCCGCAACUCCGCCCUCCUGCCCCCCACCUGCCUCGGGGAGGAGCCUAACAACACGCCCGUUUCCCACCGCGCCCUGACCCGCGCCGCCUCCCUGCGCGGGGCCGCGGGGGCCCCCGGCUCGCCCGGCACGCCCCCCACCCGCUUCUUCACCGAGAAGAAGGUCCAGCACGAGAGCCUGGUGAUCGGAGCCAUGGAGAACGCCUUCAAAGAGAUGGAUGCGCAGAUCGAGAGGGAGAAGAUUGUGUAUAACAUCUCAGGGGGCUGCACUGCGCUGGUGGUGGUCUUCCUGUUGGGAAAGCUGUACGUGGGCAACGCCGGGGACAGCAGAGCAAUCAUCAUUCGGAAUGGAGACGUAAUCCCGAUGUCCACAGAGUUCACCCCGGAGUCAGAGAGACAGAGGCUGCAGUUUCUGGCCUACAUGCAGCCUCACCUGUUGGGGAACGAGUUCACGCACCUGGAGUUCCCCAGGAGGGUGCAGAGGAAGGAGGUUGGUAAGAGGAUGCUGUACCGGGAUUUCACCAUGACCGGCUGGGCAUAUAAAACCAUUGAGGAUGACGACCUGAAGUUUCCUUUAAUAUACGGAGAAGGGAAGAAGGCUCGUGUCAUGGCCACCAUCGGUGUCACCCGCGGCCUCGGAGACCACGACCUCAAAGUGCACGACUCCGACAUCUACAUCAAGCCUUUCCUGUCCUGCUGGCCUGAGGUGAAGGUGUACCACCUGACACACCACGAGCACGGAGCUGACGACAUUCUGGUGCUGGGCACUGACGGCCUGUGGGACGUGCUGUCCAAUCAGGAAGUGGCGGAGGCGGUGGGCGGCUUCCUGGCCAACUGUGACCCCGACGACCCCUACAGGUACACCAUGGCUGCUCAGGACCUGGUGAUGAGAGCGCGUGGGGUGCUGAGGGACAGAGGCUGGCGGAUCUCCAACGACAGACUGGGCUCUGGAGACGACAUCUCUGUCUUCAUCAUCCCACUAUUACACGGGAACCAAGAGACCUAGCCAAGAUGGCCGCUCCAGGAGGCUACGAAAGGAGGAGGGAGGGGGGUACCCCCACCCCACCUCGCCACCACCUCCUCCUCUCCCCCUCUCCUCUCCUCUCCUCAGUGCUGUACAGUGAGUGAUGACCGUCUCCCAUCCCCUGCGUCACCGAAGGCCACGUGUUUGAAGACCUUCCUCCUCCUCCUCCUCUUCACACCGUGAAGCUAUGCGCUUUCUCUCGCUGAGGAAGAUCUCAGGAUUGCCACCAGUCGCCCUCGUCACGUGACCCUGGAGCGCUCCGACAGAACAGCGACCAUCGCUGCUUCGCCAGGAUGCGCCAGGGAUUUGUUGAGAUGUUCGCAGGCUGAGGCGCUGCUUAUGAACCUCAUCCUCAUACACUAUUCAUUUCACUAUUCCUCCCAGAGUCCCG